GUUUAAUGCUUCUAACAUUCUCAUCUCUUCUCUUCUCUUCGAUUUACGUACCUUCACCACCGCAACGUUUUCCACCUUCUAGAAUCUUCUUCUAUCUCCUUCCGGGUUAUUCCUCAGAUCUGGUUUCUCUUUCACUCUUCUCUGCAUUCUCCUCGUUUCUUCCAUUUCCUCUCUUAAUUUUUUCACUUAAUUUCACUGAUAAUUAGCUCUCAUUCCUUCUGUUUCAUUUAUAUCAUUCAUUCUGAACAGAGAUCGCACCGUCCAGAGUAGUGGAAUCUGUUGAUCUGGUGAACCAUGAAUUCUAGAAGAGACGCCCGGAACAGCAGAGUUGCUCUGUUUGACGGCAUUGAGGAGGGAGGCAUCCGAGCAUCAUCACUUUACUCCUCCUAUAAUGAAAUUGAUGAACAAGAUAACGAGCGAGCAAUGGGUGGAUUGCAAGAUAGAGUCAGUCUGUUGAAAAGAAUCUCAAGUGAUAUACACGAGGAGGUGGAUAGUCAUAACCGGAUGCUGGACCGCAUGGGGAAUGACAUGGAUUCUUCAAGAGGAGUUCUUUCAGGAACUAUGGACAAAUUCAAAAUGGUCUUUGAGAAAAAAUCCAGCCGAAGAACGUUUUCACUUAUAGCAUCCUUUGUUGUGCUUUUCCUUAUAAUAUACUAUUUGACUAGGUAAUUGAUCUAUAUUAGACCCCGUAGAAGGUUUACUUGCUCUAUCACUGUAAUUAAUGUUGCUACUUUUUAAGAUGUUAUUUGUUUGGGUUUUUUUGGACGUUUGAAAAUGGUAUCGAAACAAAUGACAAAUGUGCAUAUCAAUCAAGUUUGUGAAUAUUUCCCUAUUUCAGUGCACCAUACGUUUCUUUUUCUU
Arachis ipaensis is the source of this 861-nucleotide messenger RNA. Lineage: Eukaryota; Viridiplantae; Streptophyta; Magnoliopsida; Fabales; Fabaceae. The record is from RefSeq and is a predicted model, not a curated record.